This is a messenger RNA of Copidosoma floridanum, 2494 nucleotides long. Its product is annotated as dnaJ protein homolog 1. Gene Ontology annotation, cellular component: cytosol. The record is from RefSeq and is a predicted model, not a curated record. Lineage: Eukaryota; Metazoa; Arthropoda; Insecta; Hymenoptera; Encyrtidae. Gene Ontology annotation, molecular function: protein-folding chaperone binding.
CUAAGUAAUUGGUUAUCCGAUCGGGUAAAAGUAACGUGACGUCACGCAAGGUGCGCAAUUUCGAUUAGAAAGCGUUAUCGAACGAGCGAGGCUGUAUUCGAGUCACUUCUCGAAGCUUCCGGAAAGUGCGCGAGCGACAGUUUGUAUAUAUUGCGUGUGCGACCUCUGUGGCCGCUUAGUUCAACAGAAGAAGUGAUUGAGUGAAGACGUAAUUUUUAUCUACGAAUAUCCUCUACGAGGAGUUUUCUUAUAUAUUUUUGUUAAGUUUUGUUUACUCCGAUAUAAGUGAGUUGAUUCAUCGAGAGACGUUGUUUCAUAAAAACAAUCAUCAAACAAAGAGUCUAGAAGAAACAUGGGAAAGGAUUACUACAAGAUUCUAGGCAUAGCCAAGGGCGCCAACGACGACGAGAUUAAAAAGGCCUACCGUAAACUGGCCCUCAAAUACCAUCCGGAUAAGAAUAGAGCCGCGGGAGCCGAGGAGAAGUUCAAGGAAAUCGCCGAGGCCUACGAGGUCCUGUCGGACGCGAAGAAGCGCGAGGUUUACGACAAGUUUGGCGAGGAGGGACUGAAGGGAGGCGCCGGAGCGGGUAGCGGUGGUGGCGGUGGCGUUGGCGGUGGUACCACCUACACCUUCCACGGCGAUCCUCGAGCCACCUUUGCCCAGUUCUUCGGCACUGCCUCGCCCUUCCAGGGCUUCUUCGAGUUCGGUCCCGGAGGCGGCAACCGCGUGUUCGGCUUCCAGGACGACGACAUGGAGACCGACGAUCCCUUCGGCCUUGGCAUGAGUGGUAUGAGGCAGGGUGGUCCCGGAGGCCCCGGUGGUGCCUUCCGCUCGCAUUCAUUCAACUUUGCCGGACCAACAGGCCGCGUCGCGAGCAAGGACCGAGCCCAAGAUCCCGCAAUCGAGCACGAUCUGUACGUCAGUCUAGAGGACAUAUUGCGGGGCUGCACCAAAAAAAUGAAAAUCUCGAGAAGGGUCAUGCAGCCCGAUGGCUCGACAAAAAAGGAGGACAAGGUGCUCACAAUAAACGUCAAGCCUGGCUGGAAGGCUGGAACGAAGAUUACCUUCCAAAAGGAGGGCGACCAGGGCCGAGGCAAGGUGCCCGCCGACAUCGUCUUCAUCAUCCGCGACAAGCCUCAUCCUUUGUUCAGGAGAGAAGGAUGUGACAUCAGGUACUCGUGUAAGAUCUCACUGAAGCAGGCGCUCUGUGGUACCGUGAUCGAGGUGCCUACUCUCACGGGCGACAAGAUCCCGCUCAACUUGACGAGAGAAAUCGUCAAGCCCAACACCGUGAAAAGGAUUCAAGGCCACGGGGUGCCACAUCCCAAAGAACCGUCGCGGAAGGGUGACCUGCUUGUCUCGUUUGACAUAAAGUUUCCAGAGUCGCUGUCCCAGAGUGCCAAGGACAUACUAUAUGACACGCUGCCAAAUUGAGAGGGACGCGCGAGCGAAGAGACCAAACAAGAGACAAGGACAUAAUGAUUGCCUACAGAGGCAGGCUCGUUCGUCCUCGGUGUUUGUUGUGUGACGACUGUCGCCGUUGUCGCCUAGACUUGUUGCAGCAGUCGCAACAAAGACUCGCCAGCGUGUAAAAAUUCACUCUUGUUAGUUUAGCUAGUUUUAAUGGUUUUUCUCUUGGCUUUACCGGCCUGGAGAGAAUACUUUUUCAUGAAAAAAAGCCUUUUCUGUACUUUUUUUUUUUUAUAGGACGAUUCGACCGCUCACUUUGUUAUGUACAGAACGUAUAUUCUUCGAUCCCUCAUACGAUUUGGAUAUUAUUAUUAUUAUUAUUAUUAUUAUUAUUACUAUUAAUUUUUAAGUGAAAGCUUGAAUUUGACAGCGUUAAUUGUAAAAAGAGUGACUGCUGAACUAUUUUGAUGUGCUAAGUUAGGCAAAUAAUAUAAAUUUAGAACAGUAAACUGUUUGCAAUGUAAAGAAAAAAAGUGCAAGCGUAUGCAUGCCGAGUGGAACGUGUGCUCAUAACUAUAUGUAUAGACAAGUGCAGCAAGUUGCUCUGAGCAUACAAGUGCUGUGUGUAAUCACUGAUGUUAAGUGAGUGGUAAAUUUGUGAUGUGUGAAAAAUGUAAUUACUAAAAAUUUACUGUCUAUUGCACAACUACAAAGUGAAAAAGGUCAUGAUCAAUUUUAUUUUAUACUAGUCAUGGGAUUUUUUUUCCAUAUUUCAUAUAUAUAUACAUGUAAAAUGUCAAAUUUAACUUCUUAGUAUAGACUGACUAGAAAAAUCAUAUCCAUUUCUUUUUUCUAACUUUUUAAAAAGUCAAUGACCUUUUUCACUGAAGAGUUUCAGUGUAAUAUCAAUUAAAAAGUGUUUGCAAUACGUAACCAAGGACAAAAAAAAUUAAGUAAUUGGUUCAACAAAUCAUGUGUGUAAUACAUAUGUCAAUAGUGAUUUUUAAUUUUUCUGCUGAAAAACUGUUCAACUGUAUUUUCUAAUGAACAAAAAACAAAUUCAUUAAAUUAUUUCACAUUCUA